UCAUGGGAUCCUUUCUAUUUCCCAAUAAACAAAGAUUAAGCGAAGGAAAACCCUUGGAACGAUGCACAAGAGCAGCUGCGUGACGUCAACAGCGUCACAUGGCUAUCAGUGAGAUUGCAUAUAAAGCGAAACCAAACUGCAUUCGUUGUCAGUUGCCAUUGCAUCAGCACAAGGAACCGGUGCACAAGAGACUCUCCUUUCUUUCAGUAUGAAGGUGACACUGAUCCUGGUCCUGGUGGCCGUCGUCGGCCUCUCCUCCGCCUACUCCCUCGGCGAUGUCUACGAGAAGCUCCAUCGUGUCGAGAGGGAUAUGAGCUCAGGAAUGAGCGGAAGCACGUCCGUGGAGAGGAUAGAGAAAAGAGACAUCAGCACAGGGAGCAACAGCAACAGCGUGUCUUUGGAGAGAAUAGAGAAAAGAGACAUCGCUGCCUCUCACGACUUGGAUCUGAGGCGCCUCAGGAGACAAGCCUCCAGCUCCGAGAGUGAGAGCUCUGAGGAAUCCUCUGAGGAAUGGACAACUGCCGCUCCUUGAAGGACUCAUGUGACGGCGCUGACCUUUGGCGAACGACCUGACCUCCAUUUGGCUCUGCUGAUUUAAAUCAAGAUAUUUCGAAUAAUGUUUUUUUUAUCAGUUUUCAGUAAGAUUCAGUAUUGGAAAGAUGAAAUUUUCGGCUUUGAUAAAGACAAUAAUCUGCAUUUUGUGUAACCAAAAGUAAUAAAGUGAUUGUUAAG
Molecule: messenger RNA, 732 nt
Organism: Penaeus vannamei (Pacific white shrimp)
Lineage: Eukaryota; Metazoa; Arthropoda; Malacostraca; Decapoda; Penaeidae
Source: RefSeq, a predicted model, not a curated record